Molecule: messenger RNA, 1768 nt
Organism: Dentiscutata erythropus
Lineage: Eukaryota; Fungi; Glomeromycota; Glomeromycetes; Diversisporales; Gigasporaceae
Source: the annotation of a GenBank genome assembly
AUGAUUGAGUACUUAAUUCAUGAAUUACAGACCAAAAGAAAAGUUCUUAUGGUCCCAAAUGGUAUAGAAUAUGAAGAAAUCAAUUAUCAGGACUAUGAUCUUAUUAUCAAUAAAUACGCCAAUUAUUGGAGUAAACAAUUGGAGAGUGAAAAUUUGGAGAAAGACAGCGUAAUUGGCUACUUCUCACAAAGUGGCCCUGAAUACUUGUAUAACUUAAUGGCUUUAUGGAAAUUAGGCUUUACAAUUUUAUUCCUUAGUCCUCGAAAUUCCAAACCUGCUUUAAUUCAUUUACUUCAAGAAGCUAAAUCCGUAUUCUCAUCUAUAAUUCUCAACUUUCAAAAAUCUCCAAAAGUGCUCAAAAAUGAAAACAUUGAAAACAUCGAUAGUUCAGCUCCUGUUACAAAACUAGAUGAUGAUUCUUAUGAAAAAGUUAUCGCCAUUUUUCAUAGUUCCGGUUCAACCUCAUUUCCUAAAUUAGUUUCUCUUAAUUUCUUGGUUUUGGAGCAAAGAGAUAAAAAAUUAAUAAAAUUAAGUUCUAUCAUAUAUGCUGGUGCUGCAUUAUCACCUCAAGUAGGUGAGAAGCUUGUUCAAUUUGGCGUUAAUGUCCAAUCCAUUUAUGGUUUAGCUGAAACAGGAGUUGUUAUGAAAACUUCUAAAAAUUUUUCACCUGAUAUCCCAUGGAAUACAAUGGAAUUAGCAGUACCAGAAAGUUAUGUAGAAUGGAUAGAAAGGAAUGAUUUUCUUGAUGGAGCAAAAGAAUUAAUUAUAAAAAAAGGAUCUCUAAAUCUUUCAAGUAUUAAAGGAAAUACUGAGAAUGCCGAUAAUACAAUUGUUCAUAGUACUGGAGAAAAGUCAAAUCCAAUACUGAUUGAAGAUACAAUUCGCCUUAAUCAAUUUGUUAAACAAGUAGUCGUCGUUAGAUUUAAUAGACCAUUCAAUUGUUUUUUGAUUGAACCUGAUUAUGAAAAUAUCAAAUUGACUCCUUUUUUAGAUAUUAUCAAAAAAAAAACAAUUGCUUGUACCCUUAAAAAUAAUGUUCAACAUAAGAAAGUUGAAAUAGAAUUUAAAGAUGUAAUUGAAAUGCUUUAUGAUAAUUUUGUAAAUGCUAAAACUGUCUCAAAUAAUAAAUCUUUUUCUAAUAAGCAAUGGAAUGAAGAUUCUGUAAAAUCCAUUUUAUUAGAUUCCCUUAAAUCAGCUAUUGGAGAUUCAUUUUCACUAACUGACAAUGACGAACUCUCAUUCUUUGCUAUUGAAUUAUCAAAAAUCAGCUCUCCACAAGGUCAAAAUGCUGAAGACAGUUACGAAGCAAAAUUACAGGCUCUUAAAAAUGAAGUGAACUCAUAUAUUCAAAAAUAUAGUGCAACUAAUAAUUUCCCUCCUGUGGAUAACUUUGAUAAAAUUAAUGGAAUCGUAAAUGAAAAAAUGGUGAAACGUUUUGAACGUGAUAGUAUUGCUGGAACCGUUCAUCUUCUUAUGCUCACUCGUGAAGCAUAUACUAAUCAUCAAAAUGUUCAUUUUAAUUUUACAUCAAGUAUUAGUACAACUAUUAGAUCAAAAACAAAUGUUAAAGAAGAUGAAUUACCUCACGAUAUUUCAAGUGCAAUGAUUAACAGAUAUGCUUUAUCUAAAUUCAUUACUGAAAAUGUAUAUGCUGAAUGGUCACUAAAAAUUAGGUUUAAACUUGAUAUUCAUCGUGUUGGGCAAGUUUGUAAAGAUUCUGUUACGGGUGUUUGGAAUACUCGAGAACAUAUUUCACUUAUGAUAAAAG